Molecule: messenger RNA, 4077 nt
Organism: Sycon ciliatum
Lineage: Eukaryota; Metazoa; Porifera; Calcarea; Leucosolenida; Sycettidae
Exons: 2
Coding region: 2163-3437 (424 amino acids)
Source: RefSeq, a predicted model, not a curated record
CCUCUUGAAUUUAGAAGUCUAACAGCGUUCACAUCAAUACUCAACUUAUUCUUUUGCUCACUGAGCAAUACAAUCUUUCCAUUUUCUUUCUUCUGUUUUCUUUUUCAAUUUAAUCCUCCCUACCCAAUAUCCCUUUGGUGCGUCCAUGGACCUAUGAAGCCGAGACUUCUGGUCGGCGGAGCUUAAUGGGCCCCACCACCACACUCCAUCAUUCACCCCAGUGUCUGGAGAUAUGUGGAUUUUGUAGAAAAAAAAAGAAAAAAAGCCUGAGUAGUUGCACUGGGUGCGUUAGGUUCAAAGUCUGAAGAGACUGUUGAACAGUCUCUGCUGGGAAGACGACUCGUACACCAUAGCUGGGAGCUGGGUAGAACAUUGCUGAUCACAAGCAAAGGUGCCUGGUUUCAAGUCCUUGCGGUAACAGUACAUUGUCUCUUCACACUUGUCCCUUUUCAUCCCCUGGAGCUUUUGGAUAAAGCUGAUAUUCUCACUGUGGUGAAACUCUACACGAUUAUCAAAUUUCUCACACCAUCCAUCUUUGGUGAGAAGAUGAUUGCCUUGAAGAUUGCGGAAACGGCAGCAAGACCAUGAGCACACACACACUAAACGCGUGAUCAAGUCUCACCUUUCCCUAGUUUCUCCUUCAGGUCACACAUGCAUCCAACCAAGCAAAAAAGUGUUCAUCGGGUAAUGAUAGAACUCAUCAUGCCCUGCCGAAUCCUCUAACCUGUUAUUCGCAUCUUGCCUCUGGCUAAACGUUCACACACUCCUGUCCAUCUCCGUUAUAAGCUUCCGCGCGGACAGUAUCGCUUCUUUUGAAAAACCUAGGUUGCCCUUUCCUGGUGAUGCGAAGGAAGAGAGUUCCCUCUCAUUCCUUUCUGAAAUCCUAUCCCCAUACUAGAGUCAUCAUAAUAAUCAGUAGCUUGGGUAGACGCUUCCAGAGCUGGAACGUAGCAGGAAGAAGCCUCCUCGUCAGGUUGCUGUCUAAAUGUCAAAAUACUGCCUGUACUGAUCAGCCGCCGGUCUCCGACUUGCCAAUGCAGUAGUUGGCCUGUAUUGAAAUACGCUCUUGCCGCUGCCAACCGCACGGCACAUUACCUUCCUGCUCUGACCCUGUACACGCUCGUUUGUUGAGACGUCUGACGACACCUGCUAACAGGCAAUGCGAGUAGGUAAGGUCUUUUGGAUUCCUCUUGGAGCACUAUACGGGCGUGCACUUGCUGUUGUGCCUGGUUGCAAUAGCGACGAGGCCAGUAUUCGAUUGAGUGGCCGCUAUGCGGUAAUCGAGCGAUGCUCAGUUACUUCCAGUCCCAGUGUGGAUUGACAACUAGAACAUUAUUCAGCGCUUGCCUAGUCACAUGGUCGCUGCAAGGUUCUAGCCAUGCUACUGAGCAGUUAUUGUACCUGCUCCGCGUACUGUAGUUCCGUCGAUACGUAACUACGCGACAAUGGUGUGUGCUUUAAAUCACUCGUGAGCUUCGCCAGUAGUACCGCAUCUACUUCAAGCGAUCCAGAGACACCCCCAGCGCUUGUACUUGUAGAGUUGCAGGUAUCCACUGAAAUAGCCCCCACUCAGCAGUGACACAUCCUUACAUAGGUAGCUGGCACAGACCGAUUGGCCCGACAGGACAGCAUGUAAAACUGAGAGGAGCCGAAUGCUGUGGUGUCAGUCCGUCUGCUACUGGUGUCGCUUUCGGUUUCACUUUCGCCCCAAGUGAGACACCACCAUCACAGCCUUGGCGUUGAACAAAACGCGAAGGCAUCAUAAGUACUCGACGAAUUGCCGCGGAUCACUCCCGGGGAUCCCUGCUUUCUUGCCUUGUCUCUUGCGCGGUGAAAGGUUGUCGGAGAACUGGUGGACAUGCAGUAACCUGCUAUGCUGGAUCGUGGUUGCUACAAGUAUGUAGAAGAAAUGAAGUUCGGAAUGGAUGUGCAGCAGCAGCAACACAAGUGCACGCUGAUCCAGUACGACUACGACUGCAGUCAAGACUACAUACUGUACUCGCUGAGUGAUGUCACUGUAUAGUCGCGUGUGGACAUCACCCGCUGUUGGCUGAACCACAGUGUAUUAGAGUGGAAGUGGCAGAUCGCCUCCCGUUCCUGUCUCAAGAAGGAGGCACCCCAGAAGUCCUUACAUUAAGGCGUUGUGCCAUUGGCGAGCUGUGAUGUUGGAGCGGCUAAUACUGAUCACUGCUUCCAUGUCGCAGGUCCGUUGCAUACACGGCGCCACAGCCUUCGUGCUGCUCGUUCACAUACAUGUAGCUUGGACGGUUUCCACAGCCGUUGACAGAAGUGUAUCGGAAGAAGCAGCCGCUCGUGGAGGUUCCCCUCAGAAACUCAUGCAACCUGCUGCAAUCCAGCGGCAUAUUGCUUCUGCAGCAGAACCUAGUGAAGCCAGCCUCAAGCUAAGUCCUAGCCUGGAUGAUUUGAUUCUUCUCGUAGCUCUAAGCAGUGCAGCACCAGCUCGAGAUCAAGCUUACUUGAAGCGCGCAGUAAGGCGUUCCAAAGCCGACGACACCUGGCAACGAAUGCUGAAGUUUUACACCGGGCACUCGGUCUUGCCACGUCGAAGUCGAAGUCGCAGGCGCAUGUCAGCAGCUGUCGCUUCACGCACCCAGAUCCAGCACCCGCAGCAGAGUGGCACAGCAUGGAGUGUGCCCAGGACGCGUAGGCAGUUUCACAGUCGAGCAGCACUCGCAACAAACAGCGCCAUUGGCGGAAAACUGCAGUGCACGCUGUCCUCACAUGCCGUGUUUGGUGAAGAUGUAUCGACCUUUGGACCAUUGCUGGGUUGCGUACAAGGCGUCAUAAGAUGCAUUGAGAAAAAGCGCGAUCAGUGUCUGAAUCGUGCAGUGACCUCGGGUGACUUAGCAAUGUACUGUCCCAGGCUGAGCGCAGAGGAGAAAGGCGACUGCGUCGAAUCAUUUCUGAGAACGAGAUGUUCCGCAUUUGCCAAUCAGUGCCUGAGAGACUGUCGAGGUAUUUCACGGUCUAGGAAUACUUAUAAUGAGGAGUGCAGAAUACGACACGACGGCCAAGUGUGUCACCGCUACACUAAGUUCCACCAGCAGCGCAUCAACACGCAGAGUAUCUGCGUGCCUCGUCGCUGCGACACACGCGUCGUGUCCGAGAGCCUGGCUCGGUAUUACGGACUGCUCAGACGCGAACACACAUCACAGUCUCGAUCCCUAACGGCUGAUGCUCUGGAUGAUUUGGUGGUUUGUGGCGGUAGACCGGGAAAUCCCCGACAUGCAUCAAGUGGCAACAGAGCAAUAGACAUUCACCAACACACAUCCUUAGGUCAUGGUUCCUUCUCCUCUACUCAGAACAACCCUGCUACCGUUUCAAAUUCGUCAGCAAGUCGAACCAAGCUGAGUCUACUUUGCUAUGUAGUGACAUUAGUAGUAUUAGCACUAUUUCGGCUGGUUGUACUGUGCUGAAACCUGUCUUCGGUGAUUUGCAGAAGCAUCAGAAUUGUUCACUAACACGAGAUGACUUGGCCAUGCAAUAUCCUAUCUGUAUGAUUUGGAAUCAUCUGCAGAGACAAAGGAAUUGGCCAAAAGAACAGGACUGCGGAUAUCCCAGGGCCAGUGUGUCUCCGCCUCAGCUGUCAGGUUCUGCUGCAUACACAAUAACAGUGUUUAUACAUCAUGAUGGCAAACUGGGGUUGUACAGCUCAUGCAAGUCGUCGUCGCAGCCAGAAGUAUGUGACGUGAUCAUGGUGACUGAUCAGAGAGCGGAGUAUCAAUGGAGAUGUUUUCUUCCAGUCAAGCCUACUGGUACUACACGCAUCAGCCUGCAGAGUGCCAAUUGACCAGCAAUGAAUGAAUGGUCAACUUCAAUCAACAGAACUAGGAGGAGUACAUGUAUUUCGAUUUAUAGUGUGAAAAUUUCUUGAUCACGUGGUCUUCACUAAGCCAUGGAGAAUAUUUGCUGGUUUUCAUUGCAGAAUCUUGAACAAUGUCUUAUUGAGUUGUCCAGUCUGCCUGUUCAUUUCCGACUUGAAACUGAGCUUGACAAUUGACAAAUUCAACAAGCCCCAUUUGGUGUUGAGGCGAAAAUUUAAUGAUGAUUUUUGAA